GGCGCUGGUGUGUGACGCCAAUGGCGCCGCGCCGGAAGUCCCGCUGGGUUGAGUUGGUGGUGGAUUUGCCUGCGUGCCCUGUAGGUUGGAUCGGGGAGUCGUCAUGGCGCCCAAAGGAAAGGUAGGAACCAAAGGCAAAAAGCAGAUAUUUGAAGAGAACAAGGAUACGCUCAAGUUCUACCUGCGCAUCAUCCUAGGGGCGAAUGCCAUUUACGGAAUUGUCAACCUUGGGAUCUUCUAUAUAACAGCCACCAUUUGGACGUGGGUUGCCUUUGUGUUCAGCUUGAUGGUCUACGGGGCCAGUUACCAAUCCAUGAGAUCAAUGGCAAAGCCUACUUUUGCAGAGGGCGGUAGCCUCGCCGAUGGCGGGAUUGAUCUGAAUAUGGAGCAGGGAAUGGCAGAAUUCAUCCUUCCCAGGUCCUUGAACUAUUCUUCCUAGGACUUCAUUCAACACUAUUUGCUUCCAAUUGUUAACAAUCCCAAACAGAUCUCCUAAGUUGCAUUAACAGAGGGAUACAAUCUAG
Molecule: messenger RNA, 524 nt
Organism: Notechis scutatus (mainland tiger snake)
Lineage: Eukaryota; Metazoa; Chordata; Lepidosauria; Squamata; Elapidae
Source: RefSeq, a predicted model, not a curated record